UAUUCUGACCGCUAGCAGGCAGUAUCAUUUCCAUAGAAACCAAUAUCCAAGCAAGGUUAUCUAUUUUGCCGCGGAAGAUAAAACCGAAUAAUUUAUUCGGUGAAACAAGUUUGGGUUAAUCUUUAGCAUGAAAUUAGAACUACUUGAACACCGAAUCAUGAAUCAAGUUACCUGCUAGUUUAAAAUAAAACAGUAAUCAUGAGUAAUGAGGAGCAGCCCACCCACACCUCUCUUACUGUUGAAAACAUGAAGAGACAUGAACAAGAAACUGGAAGUGUGGGAGUUGAAGAAUUGAUGACAAAAUCAAAUGCAGAUAUUGAGGCAAAGGAACUCAAUGGCAAUGAUGACUUGUAUACAAGACACGGCAACCCAGACACCACAGUUGUGACGCGCAGUAUUAGAAAUAAUGGGGAAGAAUUUAUUGCCGUAUCAAUUGAGAUGCAAACUGAAGAAAGUUGCCUGCUACAAACUGAAAUACACAAUGAUACAGAAACUAACGGGUCUUUAUCAGAGAAUGAACAAAACAUUGAAGCUGUGUUAAAAGUUCAUGAGGAUGGUCAUGAAACUGAAAUCUCAACAACUGAAGACAUGGAGUCUAAUGAUGGACAAAAUCAUCCAAUUAAUGACAGGAUAAGCAAGAGCCCAGCAAGCGGGUUAAGUCAGAGUUUGAAUAUUGAUUCUUCUGUGAUGGACGACAACCCAGUUGCUGAGAUGAACAUAUUAGACACCAUGGGUUCCCAUACACCAACAACUGAGGUAUCAAGCGUUGGAGCUCCUUAUAUACUUCAAUAUAAACCGGAAUCUAAGGCACAUAGAGUGGAUUAUGACAAUAUUAAAGACAAAGCAUCUUCAAGUGUUGACUGGGAAACCAUGAAACCGGAAGAUCAAACUUAUUUUAACAAUUUAUUGGAAGAAGCGGCGAAAGAACGAGAGAAAAGUGAACAAAGCAGUCAAUCAGAUACAUUGAUUGAUAUUGAACCUCAUGCUGCAUAUGGCUCACAACAAGAGCGUAAGAUAGCAAAAGAACAUGCUGCUGAACGAAUGAGGGCUCGUGAAGUUGAAAGACAAAAACAAACAAUUCCUACAAAUCAAACUAACUUUUAUGCUUUUGCUCGGCAGUUAAAAACCGUAAACUAUUCGUUAUCAUCUGAGAAAUGCAUGGAAGAGGGCUGGACCAUUCGCCCAAUAACCCCACCACAAGUAAAUGAACCUGUCGAGGAAUUUAUAAUACAAGAUGCACAAACCGCAAUCGCAAGUGGCAGACCAAUGGUGAAAGAAUCAAGAAAUGGAAAUGGAAAAAUACGCAGACGCACGUACACGCCCCUCCAUUUCAACCAAUCGUAUGCGGUUUGAACAGACAAGUUGGAAUACGAAUUGUGUCCCAAGAAAAUAUCCACGUUACAUUUUCUGACGCAAAAAGAAGCGUUAGAUUUAAUGUGGGGUGUCGAUUAAGGCUUAAGAAUUCAUUGGCAAGAUUGGACCCAUUAGAUGCAGACAUAAUCUCACUUCAUGAGAAAACCACCUUUAUACAGUCCAUCAUGGAACGCAUGAAUAACAUUAUGAAGUUUUCUAAAUCUCCACGUGUGGAAAAACUGAGAUUACCAAACUACUUGACGAACAAAAUGGGAAGUGACAUAAGGAUAUCGGUUCAACCUAAUACAAAUAAAGACACCAAGGUUAAACAAACUAAAAGCAAAAGACAAAUAAAGCAGGCCAAGAACCUGGAAUCUUCCAUAAGAGACAACUCAGUUAUACCUGCCGUUAUUGUAAACUGAUUUUUUUGUUUUUAAAAGUUUAUUUUGAAACUGUCGUUUUCCUAUUUUCUCGAUUUACCAUGCUACAAUCUAAUUGCUUUGACCAUCCUUAUUGCUAAUUUGUAUUGCAAACAUGAGACAUGGCCACUGUGUUCUAUAGUGUUAAUACUAUGUAGUACUGUGGUGCUGGAUGGGACACCUUUAGUACAUAAUGUCCAAAUAUCCUGAUCCUGUUUUAAACAGCCAACAACAGUAUAUAAGAGUUGUGAGAAUACGGUUUUAUAAGUCUUACAUUUUUGUUUACUCCCAAAUGGGUUGGGAAAUUAGAAUGAAAGGGUGUCCUAUCUUCACCAACCUACUAUAUUUGCUUAUAUACAUUAUAUACAUAUAUAUGUUGUUUUCAAUUAGGCUACUUGUGAAAUUACCUGCCGAUAUAUUGCGUGUUAUUCAUAGCGUUAUAAUUGUGCGUCAGUGUUCGUUUCCCAUUAUAUCGAAUUAUUUUGUAA
Molecule: messenger RNA, 2260 nt
Organism: Ciona intestinalis (vase tunicate)
Lineage: Eukaryota; Metazoa; Chordata; Ascidiacea; Phlebobranchia; Cionidae
Source: RefSeq, a predicted model, not a curated record